CGUCCCUCCGCCACAGGGCCACGGAGAUGGAUCAGGGAUCCGCCGCGGGCACCGGAGGGACCUUCAUUUCCCUGAGCGACACUGAGCAGAGAUGUUUCUCGGGGCUGUACGCUCUCUGUCAGCCCGACAGCAGCGGCAAACUGGCGGCGGGGAAAGUGGCGGAGCUGUUCCGGGCGUCGCAGCUGCCGGCCGAGACGCUGCACCAGGUAACAGAGGUGUGCGGUGCUAAGCGGCUUGGCUAUUUCGGCUGUGGACAGUUUUACGUGGCUCUGAAGCUAAUGGCCGCGGCGCAGGCGGGUUUGCCAGUACGUCUGGAGAGCGUCGCAGGUGAACUUCCUCUGCCUGUGUUCAUCGGGAUAACGAACGAGCUUGAGAUGCGUUACCCCAAUCACCCCUCGACCAAUGAGAUUCAGGCUCACAUCCUGGGCUCGCUACCAGGCUCCGCCCCUCAUCCCUCUGCAGACAGACCUGUCCUCAGACACCCUGACACCAGCAUGGACAAACAGGAGGCGUGGUCUCCACCGCGGUCACCUGGCAUCUCCCCGCCCCGCUCACCAUCAGCCUAUCGCAGCUAUCCAUAUGGUGCACAGAGAAACGGAACAGACACGCUAUUGGUGUAUGAUGGUAAAGUGGCGGGUCGUCCCAGCGUUCCUCAGGAAAACUCCUCUCCCAGUCAUUACUCUCUCAAAGUGCAGUCAGAGCAGCCUGUCAUCACAAGCGUUGCGUCUGUGGAGCGGCUGGUGGAGCGAGCGGAGAUGGAUUACUCCGACGACCCCUGGAGGAUCACAGAGGAGCAGCGAGAAUACUACACCAACCAGUUCAGGAGUCUCCAGCCUGACCUCAACGCUCUCAUCAUGGGAACUGUUGCAAAAAACUUCUUCACCAAGUCGAAGCUUCCAAUUCCAGAGCUGUCUCAUAUAUGGGAGCUGAGCGACGUCGACAAGGAUGGUGCUCUCACUUUCCCAGAGUUCUGCACUGCCUUCCAUCUGAUCGUGGCCCGGAAAAAUGGUUACCUUAUUCCUGAAACACUCCCCGCCACGCUGAGACCCGGCUUCAUGGAACCAGGUGUGGUUACAGCGCCACCAUCUGAGGCGACUGAACCGCUUAUUGUUUUUGAUGACCAUACGAUGCCCGGAGCCAAUCAGCUCGAAAUGGGUUCUGUUGACCUGCAGAUGACCUCUAGACCAUGUGAGACCGCUAAACAGGACACGAGAGAUGAAAGCAGGAAACCGGAAGAAUUCAGCCCAAAGAGAAUUCCAGACCCGCACGAAAAGCCAAUACAGCGUGUCAGCGCUUUAAAACCAGAUUCUCCACAAGAGCUUGAUGCAAACAUGAAGUCAAGAACACGGCCCAGGUCGUAUUCCAGCACCUCCAUAGACGAUGCCAUGAAGAAGGUGGAGGAGCCGCCCACUCCUCCUCCUCGACCCCAGAAGACUCAUUCCCGCGCCUCCUCUCUCGACCUCAACAAGCUCUUCCAACAGAGCGCUCAAGGUGCUAAAAGUGGAUGUUUGCCUCGUCCUCCAGCUCUCCCUCCACGACCCCCAGCUACACAGAUCUUCAGCUUCCUCCCUGGCUCAGAGAAGAGUUCCCAGAAGGCUGUUCAGCAGCCAAACUUUGCAGAUUUCAGCAAAUUUAGGGAGGAGCAGGAGAGCAGCGUGAGAGGAGGUCUGAGCACAGAGGACCUGGCGCCUCCCAAAUCGGAUUCUACACUGAGACAUCAAGGCCACACCCCUCAGAAGCCAGUGCGAAGAAAGCUCCACCCCGAAAGUCAGAGUGUCACGCCCCCAUCGGACACGCCCUAUCCUGCUGCAACAUUGACCAAAUCUACACAGAGGCCUCCACCCAAGCAGAAGAGAGAGAUCCAGAUGGCCAUAAGGAAGAACCGAGAAACCAACGCAGUCCUGACACGUCUCAACAGUGAACUACAGCAACAGCUUAAGGUUGUGCAUCGGGAGCGAGUUACUCUGGAAUCCCAGCUGGAGUUACUGCGGCCCGUGGCGUCUACCUGACCCGACACGCGCUCGCCGUGCCUCUCUUUCUGUCUCUAACACUGUGAGGUGGCACAGGAUACGCACUUUAAGUGACCAAACUCUUGGGACGCCACAAACACUGUGUCAGAAGCAGAGGAAGAGGAUUCUACCUCCACGGGAGAAUGUGAAGAAUUCUAGGAAGUUUGUUCAGUCAAAAAACUCUCUUGGUUUAGUUGGUUUUGGGUUUGUGUUUGUGUGUUCCUGCCUGUUUUACAGCAGAAUCAUGCUAACACCGCUAACCGCUAGUUACACAGACUAAUGCAAAAGAAAAGGUUCAGUAUUUCACUUAAUUCCAGGAAACUGGAAAUCAGUUUAUGGUUUAUCCAAUGGAUCUGGUUCUAUAACUGCACAAAUGCAUCGAGUAAUGAUUUAAACUGUUUUUUUUAUGUUCCCAUAAUUUUAUAAAACAUGAAUUUGUUUGAGGCUAAUCCUGUUCUACCAAGAAUAAGCUUAUAAGGGUGAAUAUCAUGAAAAAGUCAAGAAACAUUUCACCCCAAAAUCAGAAGAAAAACUGAAUUAGAAUUAGAAUGUCUAUAUAUAUAAUUAUUAUUUUAUCUAUUAAAAUGAACAUGUGUACGUGUAUACGUGAACGUAUAACAUAUAUAUGUGUAUGUAUGUGUGUGUGUUCAAAUCAAAUUAUAUAUGUAU
Molecule: messenger RNA, 2678 nt
Organism: Carassius carassius (crucian carp)
Lineage: Eukaryota; Metazoa; Chordata; Actinopteri; Cypriniformes; Cyprinidae
Gene: reps2
Product: RALBP1 associated Eps domain containing 2
Exons: 19
Coding region: 27-2009 (660 amino acids)
Biological process (GO): endocytosis; endosomal transport
Cellular component (GO): cytoplasm; plasma membrane
Molecular function (GO): protein binding; calcium ion binding
Source: RefSeq, a predicted model, not a curated record